Molecule: messenger RNA, 1470 nt
Organism: Osmia lignaria (orchard mason bee)
Lineage: Eukaryota; Metazoa; Arthropoda; Insecta; Hymenoptera; Megachilidae
Product: epimerase family protein SDR39U1
Source: RefSeq, a predicted model, not a curated record
CGUUCGCGCAAAAUACCUAAAUUCGUAAACAUUUAUAACUAUCAUCAUGUAUCUAUCAUGUUAAAUGGUUGCAAUAUCGUUACCCAAGUUCCAUUCGUUAUUUUCGUCUUGCAUCACGCUUCAGCGGAUCCACAGAGGCAAAAGGAUCAAGCGCUCCAACAACUGCUCUCACGAACGUUAAGCUUGCAACUGACGAUGGUGGUGGUGGUGGUGGUGGUGGUCGAAUUACGAGCCAAUUCCUAUCAUUCGUUCAGACUAACUCUAUUGCGACUGACUGCAAUAUACGUAUACGACGUACGCACUUUUCUUCCAAAAAUAAACACGAUUACUAGUGUUACACUUAUCCAACAUUUUCACACACGAUGCAGGAAUACAAAUGGUGGGGGUACCGGCUUUAUUGGAAGGCAGAUAAUUAAUUCGUUAACAGGCAAAGGUGUUUCGCAUACGUGUAUAUCUCGCAUGCCUGGACCUAAUCGAAUAUCAUGGCACGAUUUGGAAUGUUACGGUUUACCUGAAAACACGACCGCCGUAAUUAAUGUUGCUGGUCAAAAUGUACUUGAUCCGAAACAACGAUGGUCCGAAGGAUUUAAACAGAAUGUUAUAAACAGCCGUGUAAAGACAACAAAGUUGUUGGCCGAAGCUAUAAUAAAUACUAAAGCCGAUGCUUUUCUAACAAUUUCUGGAGUAGCUUAUUAUAAACCGAAUAACAUUGAAUACACAGAAGAAAGCGAAUGCGAAAAGUAUGAUUUCCUAUCAGAGCUCUGUCACGAUUGGGAAAGAGCUGCUCAGCUUCCAAAAGAUAGCGCUACCAGACAGGUGAUAAUUAGAUCCGGAGUUGUAUUAGGAAAAGAUGGUGGUAUGAUUAAACAAAUAUAUUUGCCAUUUUUUAUCGGUUUGGGUGGUCCUAUCGGUAAUGGCAAUCAGUACAUGCCUUGGAUACACGUAACCGAUCUGGUAAAUAUGUUUUUCUUUUCUCUUGACAACAAAAAUGUCCAAGGUAUAUUAAACGGUGUUGCUCCGGAGAUUAUAACCAAUAAAGAAUUUACUAAGGUGUUUGCGUCAACGAUGCGAAGACCUGCCGUUAUUCCUAUACCGCGCGUUGCAUUAAAUAUCCUUUUCAAUAAAGAACGUGCAAAAAUUAUGUUGGAAGGACAAAAAGUUGUACCAAAACGCGUCAAAGAGUUAGGCUUUCGCUACCAAUUUCCCGACAUUCAGUCUGCUUGUGCUGAAAUACUUGUUGGUAAAAGUAUUGGACGACAGCAAUGAAGAAACAGUUACAGUUACAGUUACAGUAAAAUAUAUUUAUAUUUUUUUUAUAUAAAAAAAUACUGAUCUAUGUAUAAUUUACUAAUUUGCGCGAGUUACAAUUCCCUUAACUUACCAAUUAACAUAUUAGUGGUACAUAGCGGUACAGUACUCUUGCUGCCGUGUAUUUAUUUUCUAGAUAAUAAUAAAAUAAAAGAUUGAAAU